This is a messenger RNA of Pollicipes pollicipes, 1969 nucleotides long. RefSeq names its product dystrophin-like protein 1. The transcript is spliced from 2 exons. Gene Ontology annotation, molecular function: nitric-oxide synthase binding. The record is from RefSeq and is a predicted model, not a curated record. Lineage: Eukaryota; Metazoa; Arthropoda; Thecostraca; Pollicipedomorpha; Pollicipedidae. Bases 382 to 1557 code for a protein of 391 amino acids.
GCGGGCUGGAGCGCAUUGUUGUCAGAGAGGUGGGGGAGGGAGGUGCGCGCCAGCGGGCGUCCGUGCAAGUUGGCCAAUUGACACCUUGCCUUUUAGUUGUGAAAAUCUGAAUGCGUUGUUGGUUUGGGUCAUCGUUUUCUUCAACUUUUAUUUUUGCGACUUUAGUAUUGGUUAAUAGCAAUUCUACGAAAUAACUGCAGGUGGUCGAUUUUUCCAUGAAGCUGAUUCAACUGAGGAUCGAACUCGGAACUCAAGCGCAUCUCACCAUAAAACUGAAGCCAUCUUCAGCGCACCCAGAAGAUCUCAGGCAAACCUGCUUAGGCUGUGUUCAUACAGCAUUUUUCGUGCGUCGAGGUGGCACAGAUAACGAUCGUCAGCAAGAUGACAAGGAAGCAGUACGAUUUAGUCAAUAACGACGAUGACGAAUAUGAUUGCCGUGUCCCCCUCCAUCCUGAUGAAGCAUUUGAAGAAGGGAUUACGUUUAAAGCAAAAUGCAUCGGCACGUUGGAUGUGCCAAGACCUACCACCAGGCUUGAGAUAGUUUCAGCUAUGCGAAGAAUACGGUACGAAUUCAAAGCAAGAGGAAUAAAAAAGAAAAAAGUGGCAAUCACUGUGAGCACAGAAGGUGUAGAAAUCGUGCACAAGAAAAAGAGAAGGAAGGGCAAGAGACAUUCCAAGGAUGAGAGCAAAGUUCUAGUCACACAUCACCCCAUUUACAGAAUAUUCUACGUGUCGCAUGACUCACAAGAUAUGAAAAUCUUCAGCUACAUAGCCAGAGAUGGCCAUACCAACAUCUUCAAGUGCACCGUUUUCAAAGCCUCGAAGACGAACCAAGCCAUGCGCGUGGUGCGCACGAUCGGCCAGGCGUUCGAAGUGUGUCAUAAGCUGGAGUAUGGCGACGACCACCCGGGCCAUCUCCAGUUGCCGCCGUACGACUCCGGCGACCUGAUCGACACCACCCUGCAGAGACCGGCGCACUUGGAGCCGCUGUCGCGACCUCUCGGCGACGACGGCCGCGCCCCGGCCUCCGGCAUGUUCCGCUCCCCGCUGGCCGACGAACUGGGCUCGGCCACCACGCUGCCGGAGGCGGGCGCUCCUCUCUCCUCCCACCACGAGUGGCAGCUACUGAGAGAGCAGCUCGACCAGCAGCAGCACCAGACUCAGGCUGCUUUGGCUCAGGUGCACCUGCUGCGCGACCAGCUGCGGGCCGAGACGACAGCGCGGCUGGAGGCCCAGUCGCGCACGCACCAGCUGCUGUCGCACAACCGCGCGCUGCUGUCGCACGUGCGCUCGCUGGUGGCGCAGCUGCAGCUGGACGACGCCGAGCUGGAGCUGGAGCUGAGCAGCGCCAGCAGCGCCACUAGUGCCUCGGCCAGCUGCGAGGACAUCAAGCGCGCAGCCUCGUCCAAUGACUCGUCCAUCGACGCCGAGCUCUGCGCGAUGGGCGACGCCAUCGCGCAGCUGGCGCGCGGCUCGUGGGCCGACGAGGUGGACGAGGAGCCGGACGAGGAGCCGCACGAGGAGCCGCACGAGGAGCCGGACAAGCCUGACGGCUGAGCGGCGCGACUCGACGCGGCCCGACUCGGCGGCCUCGGCAGCGAGGGUCGCCUGCAGUCGGGCCGGCGUGGAGAGGACCCCGCGGCCCGGCCGACGGCUCGGCCCCGGCCGCCCGUUCCUGGAUCUGUGUGGGCUGUUACCCAGUCUGUUACGAAGCCCGUGCCGUGAUCUGACGUUCAGUGGUAGGAAGAGCCGUGGGCCGCUCAGGACAUUAUGAAGCGUUGUUUUGUUAGUGCGUGGCGCGCGGACGGCGGCGGUCAGCCGGCCGACGCGUGCCGAAAUUGUCUCGCGUCGUGUUCACGAACUAAGCGUAUUCCGCAACCGUGCGGUAGACGAGUCUCCGCUCGUAGACAGGCAGCUCCGCUGAUAACACUGGUGCGCGACGGUAGAAAAUACACGGCUCUCAAUCGCA